AUGUUAACAGAACUUAUUAUUGAAAUUUGUGAAUGUGAAAGAAGAACAGAAACUGUCAGAAAAUUACUUUCUUAAUUAUCAUAAUUUGAACCUUAUGCUGGUAAAUUGUUUUAUCAAAUUAGAGCAUUCAAAAGAAUGGACAAAAGUAGAUGUGGAGAAAUUUCUUAUCAAGAUAUCAUUGAUUUUAUGUUAGAUAAUAAUUGUAGUCUCACAAGUUUAGAAGCAUCAUAUUUACUUUAAUAUUUGGAUUUCAAUAGAGAUGGAAGAGUAACCUAUACUGAGUAUUUUAUAAUCAUUAUGUAGUUUUGCUAAAUAAAUAUUACCAAAAACUGAUCUUAUUCUUAAAGAAACAGCUGCUGCUAGAGAUUCAUAUUUUGUAUUAGCCAAUAAAACAUUACCAAAUGAAGUUGAAUGGGGUUUGUACAAAAUACUCCAUUAAGAAUUGUCUAAUUUUAAACAUCUCAAAAUUAUCAAAGACUUAUGUAAAGAAUCAGUCUAAUAAGCAUUCUAAAUGAUAGAUCAUUACUAGCUUGGAUAUUUCACUGCAUAACAGUAUUUUAUAUAUUUUAUAUAUUAAAUUUAGUUUAGAAAAUUAUUUUAAAACCAAUUAUAUUCAAUAUGAUAAACAAGAUAUUUGUGCAUUCUUUCAUGCUUCAGAUAGAGAUGAAGAUAAUAAAAUAUCUAUUGUAGAAUUUAACUAUGUAAUUAAACCUUUUCAUCCUUCAUAAAUAUUAAAAGAUAGAGAAAGAGCAUUUUAUAGCACUCCUAAAAAAUAUAGAAGAAUUGAUAAUUCCCCAAAACCUUAGAAUUCAUUUACUAAUGUACGAUCAAAAUAAUUCAUUUACAAAACACCUGUUAAAGCAGAUCUUUCUUAACCAGAUCUCGAAGUUUAAAAAUAAUAAUUGAUUUAACAAAGCGAUUUUAAUCUAAUUGAUUUAUUUUAUUAAUAACCAAAGGCUACUCCAGAAAUGAAAUUUAGAAAAUUUUGUAAGACUAUUCUUCCAAAAAAUGCCCCUCCAAAUUAUUAAACAAAACCUAUUAGUGCAAAAACAUAUUAGAUGAUGCUCAAUAUACUUAGAUAAUGA
Molecule: messenger RNA, 1085 nt
Organism: Paramecium primaurelia
Lineage: Eukaryota; Ciliophora; Oligohymenophorea; Peniculida; Parameciidae
Source: the annotation of a GenBank genome assembly